AUGUCUGUGACUGUGCUCUUCGGACUGUUGGAUAUCGCCGUUGGUGUCCUGGCCAUCGCGGUCGCCUGCUACCAAUUCUUGUACUACCACUCCCAGCUAUCGACCAUCCUCAUUCCUCCUGCUAUUUAUAUCAUCCUUCAAGGGUUUUCGACGAUGAAGAAAGAACCCGAUGAUGUAAACCAUUCCAACAACUUAUUGUUUGAGCUGUUCCUAGCGUUUAUAAUGUAUUCACUCUUCUCUUUCGCCGCUUCGCUAUUUGAUGUUUCGUCUAUCAAAACGGAAGAGGAUCUCUGGCAUUUCCAUGAAUCGAAAUAUUUUCUCGAUGGGGAAGACAUAGAAAUUUGA
Messenger RNA from Nezara viridula (southern green stink bug), 345 nucleotides. The record is from the annotation of a GenBank genome assembly. NCBI's taxonomy places the organism in Eukaryota, Metazoa, Arthropoda, Insecta, Hemiptera, Pentatomidae.